AUGCCUUGGGUAAACCAGGAGUAUAAAUAUUCCUGUUUUGAAAACUUAGCUGUGAGUAUUUUGAAACAAGGCAGUAUUCCCAGUCAUGUUGCAUUCAUUAUGGAUGGAAAUCGGCGCUUUGCUGUUGCCCAAGGUCUGCAGAAAACUGAGGGACACAAAUUAGGUUUCUCCAAAUUGUCUCACGUAGGUUCCGUUUUUCUACCUAUUGUCAAGGUGCUUCGUUGGUGCUAUGAUUUUGGAAUAAGAGAAGUAUCUGUCUAUGCUUUUAGCAUUGAUAACUUUAAAAGGCCAGGUAACGAGGUUUCAUUUUUGAUGGAUCUCGCUGUUGAAAAACUAAAUGAACUAAUUGAGAAGAAAGACAAAUUGGAUGAGCAGGGCGUUAGAGUUCGAAUUCUUGGCAAUCUCCAUUUGCUUCCGAAAAAAGUACAGCGUGUCGCCGCUCGGUUGAUGCUAAUGACAAACGGAAAUUCUCGUGCCAUUCUCAACAUUAUGAUGUCAUAUUCAACUCGUGAUGAGCUGACUGCUACACUUGAAAAUAUCCGACGUGGAGUGCAAAUGGGUCUUCUCGAAGAGCAGGACAUAUCCCCCGAGGUGAUCGACCGAAGCAGCCAGCUACGUGACUGCCGCCCUCUCGAUCUGUUGGUACGGACGUCCGGCGAGGUGCGCCUAAGCGAUUUCAUGCUCUGGCAGGCCUCGCGCUCGGCUGCUCUGUUUUCCUUCUUCAAGGUCAACUGGCCUGCCUUCUCGUUCUGGCACCUGGUCGCUGCACUGCUCCAGUUCCAACUCAACCGCGCCGCCAUACUCCCUCUCCCUGAGGUAUUCCUUCCAUUCUAA
This is a messenger RNA of Mesocestoides corti, 834 nucleotides long. The record is from the annotation of a GenBank genome assembly. NCBI's taxonomy places the organism in Eukaryota, Metazoa, Platyhelminthes, Cestoda, Cyclophyllidea, Mesocestoididae.